Hevea brasiliensis (rubber tree) is the source of this 4559-nucleotide messenger RNA. RefSeq lists its product as uncharacterized. The record is from RefSeq and is a predicted model, not a curated record. Gene Ontology annotation, biological process: protein phosphorylation; signal transduction. NCBI's taxonomy places the organism in Eukaryota, Viridiplantae, Streptophyta, Magnoliopsida, Malpighiales, Euphorbiaceae. Gene Ontology annotation, molecular function: protein kinase activity; ATP binding; protein binding. Gene Ontology annotation, cellular component: cytoplasm. The coding region runs from base 656 to 4060 and encodes 1134 amino acids. The transcript is spliced from 10 exons.
GGUUAAAAAAAAAAAAAAAACACUAAUUGCAAAUCGGACCAAACCACACGCCAGGGCAGGGAGAAGGGUUGGAAAGCAUAUACUUGGCAGAGAGAUAAUAAAUGGAAGAUGCCGAGGAUGUGGAGAAAUACAGAAAGCAGGUAGUGCCACGUGUGUCACUACCUGGCCAACACCCAUCGCAUCUUCGCCUUCCAUCCCAUCAUCUCCUUCCCUCCCUCCUCCCUCUCGCAGUUUUUCCCCCUUAAGCUUUUGCCUAGGGCGCUCUUCUUCUUGCUUUUCCCUUUCUAAUUCCUUUUCAUUCUCAUCAACCUAAGAAAAUUUUCCUUUCUUUUCGUUUCGUUUUCUACAGAUUUUGACAGAGAGAGAACAGAGAGUUAUGCUUUUUUUGGGGUUUGCUAUGAUCAGGUCUAUUUUAGCUGUUGCAUCGAGCCUGGAUUCUGCGGUUCAAGGGGAGGUUUUGUAAUUGGAAAUUUUAUUGAUUGAGCUGGUUUGUUUUUAUUUUUAUAUUAAAUUUAGGGUUUUUUUUUGGGUGGGCUGGUUUUGGAAUUGGCAGCCACUAUUGGUAGCGGAAGAUUUGAUAAUUAGGUUCUUCUAAUUAGCUGCCAAAUGGAAAAUCUAUUCAUUUGUUUUUUAGGAAUAAGUGAGAAGUCUGGUUAUGCAUUUGAGUUUGGAAAUUUUGUUAGCUGUAUGUUAUGAGAGUGAUACCUCCAUGUGUAAUAAAAGCCUCGAGUGCUUGAACAAUACUCGUAACUCUGUUGAUAACCAGCAAAACCCUCACCAAGCUCUUCACUUGAUGGAUAUCCCAACAUCUGCCCCUUCCACUGGCUCCAACCUAGGUUCAUAUGAUGAAACCCCCCGUGUUAAGUUCUUGUGUAGCUUCUUAGGUAGCAUUAUGCCUCGACCUCAGGAUGGGAAAUUGCGUUAUGUGGGUGGAGAGACGAGAAUUGUGAGUUUGCCAAGGGAUAUUUGUUAUGAGGAAUUGAUGAGUAAAAUGAAGGAGUUGUAUGAAGGGGUGGCUAUUUUGAAAUAUCAACAGCCUGAUGAGGAUCUUGAUGCCUUGGUGUCGGUUGUGAAUGAUGAUGAUGUGACUAACAUGAUGGAGGAGUAUGAGAAGUUGGGUUCUGGGGAUGGAUUCACUAGGCUUAGGAUUUUUCUGUUUUCACAUCCGGACCAAGACGGUUCAUCACAUUAUGUUGAUGGGGAUGAGAGGGAGUCUGAGAGAAGGUAUGUCGAUGCACUGAAUAAUUUGAAUGAUGGGGCUGAUUUUAGACAGCAGCAACCUGAGUCUCCUUUGAUUAGUCCAGUUGAAGAUAUACAUGUACAGGAUCAGCUUUUUAGUGCAAUGAAUCUUGACAGUGGCCUUCUUAGCCAGAGGAAUGGUGAGAUGCCAAUUCUACAGUACAACUUGCAUCACAUUGCAGUUCCUCAGCGGUUCAGUGAAAUGGAAGGUUCAUGGAGUCCUGCAUUUUAUUCUCCUAGGCAUCAUGGGCACCAUGAUCCAAGAUCAGUACCAGACUUUCCAAAUUCACCCCCUUCUCGGUAUCGUAUGCAGUUUGGGGAAUUGCCUGACAGAGGCAUGGAUAGAAUAUCUGAAGAAUAUGCUCGGUCUCAACUAAAUCAUCAUGCUGCUUUUGACAACCAGCCACCGUAUUCUGAGAAUGUAGUAUGGAUGCCUUCUGGAGCUAUAUCCAGUGACAAGGCUGGUUUUCCUGGUAACUUGCUGCAUGGUCCCAGUGUUAUUGAUGGGAACAAUGCUUGUGAGCACCAUCGGGUGGCUUUCCAAAGAAGUCAACUUCAUUUGGAGCAACCCAACAUAGGAAAUGCACUUCACCAGGUUGCUAAUCCUUGUGCUGAGUGCCAUCCCAAUAGGGAACAUUUCAUGUUAAAUGCUGAUCCAAAGGUUCACCAUGCGUUGUAUCUCAAAGAUCAAAAUGAUCCUCGAUCCAUCUACAGUGAAGCUUAUGGCCAUGAAAGAGGAUGGAAUCUGCAGCAUCAGUCAGGUCCUUGUGCUGAUGAAGCAAGAACACAGAUCUCUGGAGCUGGAAGAUUAAACGAGCACUACGUUAUAGAUGGUCCUGGCAUGAAUUAUCCUAUUGGGCAUGCCAAUUUGGUGGAUGGCCAUCAUACGUCCUCUAAUUAUAUACACCAUCGACCUGGGCAUGAAUUGAGUAAUGAAGUGUUUCACGACCAAGCUGUGGCUGCUUCACACCACCUACAAGUUCCACUGCCUGAAGAACGUGCAGUUCGGUAUGGGAAUUUUCCUUAUGCUUUUGGAGCAGAGAAUCUUUACCCAAUGUCACAUGGACAUUUAAAUCCUCAGAAUAUAUGGAGAAAUCUUCAAAACCCUGUGCAUGGCCCUCCUUAUGAAACAUCUGGCACAACCUCACAGGUGAAUGGUACAGUUAAUCCAGCACUUCUCAGGGGCACAAUGGAGGGUGGUCAAAGGAUUGCUUCUAGUAUGGAUAAUCAGCACUCUAGGGCAGAGUCCUCACCAAAUAUUUUGGGGUUUGAUGGGACAACUAACCCAGACUACUCUUAUGGCCAUCCUUUGAAAUUGGCUACAAAUCACUAUAGCCCAGAUAAUAAGCAGUUGCUUACUGCUGAAACUACCCGACCAACCCUCCCACGUGUAAUGCAGAACUCAUCUCCAAUUUCAGGUGCUUCUGGUUACAGUCCAGAGUUAAAUAGCAGAACUAUUGCUGAAGCAGUAAAAAUGGAUGAGAAAACUGUCAUUAGCAUGGACAAAGAAGCAAAUUAUGUAGAAAAGGUUGAAAACUUAGAUGUGCCAAACAUUCUGCAUCCAGAGCAAAACAUGGUUGCUCAUAGCAAUAGUGAGGCUGCAGUAGUUGAGGCUGCCCAUUUAAAUAUUUUGAGGAAUACUGAAGGAAGUGGUGACAUUGUGAAAGUGGGUGAAAAAGAUCCUUCUGCUGUUAUGGGAGAUACAAAGCUAUCAAUUGACCGAUUAAGUUUCUUGCCUGAGCUUAUUGCCAAUGUGAAAAAAGCAGCACUGGAAGAGGCUGAGGAGGUGAAAGCUAUAGUCAAAGAAAAUCCUGAUUCUGUAAAGCUUAGUCCUGUAUCAAAAGAAGCAACUCUAAAUGAAUCUGAAGCAGUGAAUGCUCAAGAAGAAACAGAAUUGGAUUCUGAUAAUGAAAAUAUAAAUUCUAACAAAAUUGAGCCAACAAAGGCUGAGGCAGAAGCUAUUGAAAGGGGAUUACAGACAAUAAAAAAUGAUGACCUGGAGGAGAUCCGCGAAUUAGGUUCUGGAACAUAUGGAGCUGUUUACCACGGAAAAUGGAAGGGUUCUGAUGUUGCUAUAAAGAGAAUAAAAGCCAGCUGCUUUGCUGGGAAGCCUUCUGAAAGAGAGCGUUUGAUUACAGAUUUCUGGAAGGAGGCUUUAAUAUUGAGUUCAUUACACCAUCCAAAUGUUGUUUCUUUCUAUGGCAUAGUUCGUGAUGGCCCUAAUGGAUCUUUAGCAACUGUGACAGAGUUUAUGGUUAAUGGAUCUCUGAAACAGUUUUUGCAGAAGAAAGACAGAACCAUAGAUCGUCGCAAGAGACUCAUCAUAGCUAUGGAUGCUGCAUUUGGGAUGGAGUAUUUGCAUGGGAAGAACAUUGUUCAUUUUGAUUUGAAGUGCGAAAACUUGUUAGUAAAUAUGAGAGAUCCACAACGGCCUGUUUGCAAGAUUGGUGAUUUGGGCUUAUCAAAGGUGAAACAACACACCUUGGUGUCAGGUGGUGUACGUGGAACUUUACCCUGGAUGGCACCUGAGCUUUUGAGUGGAAAAAGCCACAUGGUGACAGAGAAGAUUGAUGUAUACUCAUUUGGGAUUGUUAUGUGGGAAUUACUCACGGGGGAAGAACCUUAUGCUGGUAUGCAUUGCGCCUCCAUAAUUGGAGGGAUUGUGAACAACUCUCUACGUCCACAAAUCCCAACAUGGUGUGAUCCGGAAUGGAAGUCAUUAAUGGAAAGUUGCUGGGCCUCUGAUCCGGCAGAGAGGCCAUCGUUUUCAGAAGUUUCAAGGAAACUGAGGAACAUGGCUGCUGCAAUUAAUGUGAAAUAAUUCCAUUCCUGGAGCAGUUGAUUUCACUUUGACUAUCUUACUGGCUGAAAAGGUUAAAAAAAUAAGAAAAAUAAAGAGGAAAACCUUGAUUUCUAUGUUUAAUGACACCUACAGGUUUUAAAGCAUAUUCAAGCUAAUAGUAUUGUUGUGCCUUUGAUUCAUCUUCUGUGAAGCUUUUAGCUAUGGGAUGGGGUUGUUCCUUCCAGAGUGCAAUCCCAUGCAUUCUACACUGGAAACCUUGAAGCUACACGAUACAUGAAGGGCUGUGGAUGUACAAUUAGAACGUCCUUUGUUUCUUUGAGCAUGAUCAAAAUAGCAGUACUAUGGGUAAUUUCUACUAUCAUUAGAUGUGGGACCAAGUUCUUUCAGGAAGAAUGUGUGUAACCAUCUAGGAUUUUCUAAGCUUCACUUGGGAAGGAUGAUGAAACUUGGAACAAAACUCGUCUUGAACUUCCGUUUUUUUUGUUUCUUUAAAAGGCCUUGAUUCCUUUCUUUUGAA